AAACUCGUGAUAGAAAGAAGAUUUAAAAAAUGGUACAUCUAAUAUUAUGGUUAAAAAUAGUACAACCAAUGUUAAAGCAUAUUUGCAUGUCACACAGUGUAUCUAUUGUAUCUAAUACAUAAGAUAAGGAAUGUAUACAUUUCGUAAAAAAAAAUCUCUCAACUGAGUAAUAUGUACAUGGCUUUGUCACGUUCGUAUUUUUAAGAAUAUAUGCAUUACACGUCUAUAUAAAUGAGCAGAAAGUUUGCUUAAGACUGUAAUAGUUACUGAGUUCGUGGCACGACAUCUAAUAAUAUUAAAAUAACAAUUUUUGUUGUAGUAUAAGUGAUAUAGAUAAUUGAUAAGGUCAAAUAUAAGAUGUUACGUACAGGUAUUUUGGUCGGAUUACUGAGUUUGUUUGGAACAAUUUUAGCAAAGGAUUUAGCGCCACAUGAUGGAUUACAUUAUAGCGUUCCAUCUAUGAAUGAUCAUAUCUUACGAACUAAAAGAUUUGGCUUUUCUGUUCUGAACGAAAUGCGUCAAAGAUUCUGUCAUUCAUUUUGCACAUCUGCUGCUGAAACUAAGCCAUAUUUUAUAAAUAUUGCAUGUGCUGUGAAAUGUCCUGAAUUAUAUUUACCACAAGGUUCGACAACACAAGGUACAAUGACAACUACAUCAUCUCCAAGCGGCCCAUCUCCGGUUGGCCCACCUCCGGUCGCCCCCAUCCCCCGGGCGCUCCAUCGCCAAGCGGAGGAACGUGCGAGAGAAAGCUUCAAUGAGGAAUCGCAUGUGAAAGUGUUCGCGGUACGAUCUGAAGAUAUUGGCUGA
Molecule: messenger RNA, 807 nt
Organism: Pogonomyrmex barbatus (red harvester ant)
Lineage: Eukaryota; Metazoa; Arthropoda; Insecta; Hymenoptera; Formicidae
Source: RefSeq, a predicted model, not a curated record